UUUCAUUAAUUAUAUAUUUUAUGACAUCAGAUGAGGAUUUUCAAUGGCAACCUCCCUCAGAGGCCGAGAUGAAAAUCUUGGAGGCCAGACGUGAGAGGUCAGAUAAGAUCAGUAAACUAAUGGGAGACUAUCUGCUGAAGGGCUACAAAAUGCUGGGGAAUGUCUGCGAAGUCUGUGAUACAAUACUCUUAGAAGACAAACAAGCGCAGAAGUACUGUAUAGCCUGCAGGGAAUUGGAAACAACCUGUUACGCCUUAUUACACCUUCUAGGUCCAAAACUGUACAAAGCGGGGGAACAGCACCUCCAAAAAAUCAGUGGCGGAUCUCAGGGUUUAAAGGCCCAUCAUAUUUCUGCAUGCAAUUCUGCUGUGGAUAGUCUUUGUGAUAAAAUCAAAUGGGCAAGUGAGGAAUUAAAACAUUCAUCUGGAGUGGAAUAUAGCAUUCAGUUGUGUAAUCUUAUUAAGGCUAGUGCAGAUGCACUACAGAGUUUAAAGUCUGUACAUUGAUAAAUUAUUAUUGAACACAUGCAAUUUUUCAAAAAUUGUAUUUAAUGAAAACUUGUAACUUAUAUUGUCAAAAUGCUUCAU
Saccostrea cuccullata (small rock oyster) is the source of this 587-nucleotide messenger RNA. Its product is annotated as protein ZNRD2-like. Bases 21 to 506 code for a protein of 161 amino acids. The record is from RefSeq and is a predicted model, not a curated record. NCBI's taxonomy places the organism in Eukaryota, Metazoa, Mollusca, Bivalvia, Ostreida, Ostreidae. The transcript has 3 exons.